AUGUCGCCUCGAACCAGCUCUCUGCUGGCCCUUGUUCUGGCCUCUACUGGAGCGCUGGCUGCCACUGGACCUUGCGAUAUCUAUGCUUCUGGUAACACUCCUUGUGUUGCUGCACACAGCACGACUCGUGCUCUUUACGGAGCCUACAGCGGAGCCCUUUACCAGGUCAAGCGUGACUCCGAUGGCAAGACGACCGAUAUUGCACCAGUAUCGGCUGGUGGUGUCGCCAAUGCGGCUGCUCAAGAUUCCUUCUGUGCGAGCACGACCUGUCUCAUCAGCAUCAUCUACGAUCAAUCUGGCAAGAAGAAUCACCUGACUCAAGCACCACCCGGAGGUGCAGCCAGCGGACCGCAACCAGGAGGCUACGACAAUCUGGCAAGUGCCAUCGGAGCACCAGUGACGUUGAAUGGACAGAAGGCGUACGGUGCAUUCAUCUCGCCAGGUACUGGCUACCGAAACGAUGUCACAAACGGCGUGGCGACAGGAGAUGCAGCCGAAGGUAUGUACGCCAUCUUCGACGGGACACACUACAACGAUGCCUGCUGCUUCGACUACGGCAACGCCGAGACAGACAACCUCGACACUGGCAACGGCCACAUGGAGGCUCUGUACUUCGGUACCAACACCAUCUGGGGAACUGGCGCCGGCAACGGACCAUGGGUCAUGGCAGACCUCGAGAACGGCCUCUUCUCCGGUCAGAACGUCAAGAAUAACCCAGCUGAUCCAACCGUGACCUACCGCUUCCUUACUGCAGCGCUCAAGGGCGGUGCCAACAAGUGGGCCAUCAGGGCCGGCAACGCUGCAAGUGGAGGUCUAUCAUCGUUCUACAACGGUCCACGUCCAAAUGCCUCCGGCUACAACCCCAUGAGCAAGGAAGGCGCCAUCCUCCUCGGCAUCGGCGGUGACAACAGCAACGGAGCGCAGGGAACUUUCUACGAAGGCGUCAUGACCACCGGCUACCCAUCCGACGCCACCGAGAACUCCGUCCAAGCCAACAUCGUCGCAGCCAAAUACGCCGUCGGCGCCCUGACCAGCGGCAAAGCCCUCACCGUCGGCUCGACCGUCACAAUCCGCGCCACAACCCCAGGCUACGAUACCCGCUACCUCGCCCACGACGGUUCAACCGUCAACACCCAAGUCGUCACCUCCUCCAGCAGCGCCACAGCCCAGGGUAAAGCCCAAUGGACAGUCCGCACCGGCCUCGGUAACAGCGGCUGCAUUUCAUUCGAGUCCAAGGAUACACCAGGUAGCUACAUCCGUCACAGCGCGUUCGUGCUCUACAUCCAGGCUAGCGAUGGGAGCAAGCAGUUCGACGAGGAUGCUACGUUCUGUCCCCAGACUGGGCUGCAGGGCAGCAACACUAAUUCGAUCCGAGCUUGGGGAUACCCGACGAGGUUCAUUAGGCAUUAUGAUAAUGUCGGCUAUAUUGCGACGAACGGUGGGCCGGAGGACUUUGAUAAUGCCAACUCGUAUAAUUAUGAUGUUAGCUUUGUGGUUGGGUCGGGGUUUUGA
This is a messenger RNA of Fulvia fulva, 1512 nucleotides long. Its product is annotated as putative alpha-L-arabinofuranosidase B. Gene Ontology annotation, biological process: L-arabinose metabolic process; arabinan metabolic process; pectin catabolic process. NCBI's taxonomy places the organism in Eukaryota, Fungi, Ascomycota, Dothideomycetes, Mycosphaerellales, Mycosphaerellaceae. The record is from RefSeq and is a predicted model, not a curated record. The transcript has 2 exons. Gene Ontology annotation, molecular function: alpha-L-arabinofuranosidase activity. Bases 1 to 1512 code for a protein of 503 amino acids.